Pelodiscus sinensis (Chinese soft-shelled turtle) is the source of this 3699-nucleotide messenger RNA. RefSeq lists its product as uncharacterized. Lineage: Eukaryota; Metazoa; Chordata; Testudines; Trionychidae. The record is from RefSeq and is a predicted model, not a curated record. Gene Ontology annotation, cellular component: membrane.
CCCUCCCUGUCUGUGAUUGGUGGAUCUUCCCUCUUCUGCCUUGAUUUCUCUCUCUUUGCUCAGGUUGUUGCACUUCACAGCUGCAGCUGUUUCACCCUGACUACAGAGGGACGAGAGAUUGUUCACUGAUCAGGACUCAACAAAUAAGAGAUGGGCAGAUAUCCCUUCUUCGUGAUUGUGCUGUGUGGGGCAUUUUUGCCAAGAGUCCUUUGUUUACUACAUGGAAUCUCUACAAUAGAUUGUGAUACUAUGCUACCAGAGCAUGGAGGUGAACCACAGCAAUCCACUCCACCAUAUAUUAUUGCUCUAUCUUCCGAUAAAUAUGCUCCAGGAAACGAAAUCCAAGUGACUCUAAAGGGAAUUGCAGAGCAAGGUUUUCAAGAAUUUAAUCUACAGGCUCGAGAACUUGAAGGAGAUACUCCUGUGGGUUCAUUUAAAAUUACAGAUUCAAACACGCAAGCCCUAGCAUGUUAUAAUUAUUCGAAUUCAGCAGUAAGCCACACAAAUUCAGAGGUGAAGUACGAAGUUACAACAACUUGGAUUGCGCCUUCAGACAUCAAGAGUAUCCAAUUUAGAGCAACAGUUGUCAAGGAUUCAGAGAACUUCUGGACUGGAGUUCACAGCAAAAGUGUCACUCCUAAACUUUCUCGGUCAGCCAAAGUCACAGAAAGAAGGAAUAGGAAGAAGGGUUCACGGAUUUUGAUAGAGAUGGACUGUACCAAAAAAGGAGGAACUUACUCAACCAGUAGUGGAUGCAUCCUGAUUCCUGGUUCCUCUCAGGUCGGUUCUGUUGUUCAGAUUGGAUCCUCUGGUUCCUCCAAGACCAGUUCUAUUGGUCAGGUUGGAGUCAUUUAUGCAGGAGGUAAAACAAGUGGAUGUGCCCCAGGCAGGGAUGGAGUAUACAGCAAAUAUGGCUGUAAAGAUAAUACUAUUUCUCAGAACACUGGCCUUUCCUAUGGUCAGUCUGUCUCCUCGGGUAAUGAUAUUAUAAAGCCAAAGCCCAUUCCCGAAAGCAACCCCUACCCACCUGAGCGCCACACAUUCCCACUGAGUGGGGACAGAAUCCCGAGCAGCAAUAUUGAUAACCACAAAAUCCCACUGGUUGUGAAAAAAGUCAAUCCUUGUGAUCAAAGUUCAUCCUCCUACAACAUCGUGAUCUGUAGACGUAUUCACUCUUCUGCCACACAGAACAACCCUGUCAAUGGCCAAGGUGAAUCGUCUUCCUCAGUUGUCAGUUCGGCUUGUGGACAAGGUACUUCAUACGACAGCAAUCCCUGCCACCAGGGUUCACAAAAUUCUUCAGUCAGCAGUGGCAAUGCUUGUAAUCAGAGUUCAUCCAAUUGCACAAAUGGGAAGCCUGUCUUUACCCGGGAUACAUCUCAUGCUCUGAGAAGAAAGAAUUAUAAUAGACAGGAUACAACUUCCUUGGAAAGCACUCCACCAGGAAAUCCAGAUACAACUUCCUUGGAAAGCACUCCACCAGGAAAUCCAGAAUCACCCUUAGAUGACCAAAUGAACUCUGCUGCGAAACAAUCCAGCCCUGGCCUUUUGCUGCUAUUCAGUAUUUUAAGUACCUUUGCCAUCUCUUCUUCACUUGUGCACAAGUGGUUUAUAUGAACUUCUGAAGACAUGACCGGAGCCUACAACAUGUAUUCUGCAAUAAGAUUAAUUUUCUGUACAAAAUUCUAGUCAAACUUGAAUAUAUAAUUUAUCGGUUGUAAUUGUGUAUAGUUAAUAUGCCAUUGUUUUGAUUAGUUCUACCUGUUUCUGUUUACAUGCUGGUUUAUUUUUCAGUAUUUUAGGCAUCAUUUGAAGAGGAGAUAUUGUGCCCUAACUAUAGGAACGUUUACUUCUAACUGACAUGAUGAAUACCUGAUCUGAAUUUGAUCUAGUUGUGAAUCCAAGCACUCGCAAUAUCUAGAACCCACAUGGCUAUUAACUUAGGGAAAACAAUAAUAGCAGAUUGUCAUGUGUACAAGCUGAAUGCUUUCACUUAUUACAUAAAAUAAAGUUAAUCACAUAUUUUGUAUAAAAGUGUCAGGGGAGAAGAAAAGCAGCGUUAGAUUAAAAGUCAUUCUAUUAUAGUAAUUAAACUAGAACUAAUUGUAAAUCUCACACAGCAGAAAUUUCUUACUAUAGUUAAACUUUUUGGAUAGUCUACCUCUCUAUAAAAGGACAAGGCAGGCAGACAUUCUGAUACUUAAGAUGGAACAUUGUAUGUCUAGACCUGUGGUUUUUCAAUCUUUUCAUUUGUAAACCUCUAAAAAUUUUCAAAUCAGAAGUAUGGACUUCUUUGAAAAUCUUAGACAUAAUCUGUGGAUCACAGGUUGAAAACCACAGGUCUAGAUAUAUCCAUCUAGACACUAAGAAUGUUUGAGAAUUAGUCUGGGUGUUGUAACUGCUAGAAUCUCUGUAUCAGCUCAAUCAACGUGUAUUUUACCUACACUGUGAGAGCUGAUCCAUUGGCAAAUUUAAUUUCAGGAGGAUAUUGAGAUUCACAAACUAGUGUUGCUGUGCAGCAGACAUGGUCCCAGAGAAAUAUACAGUCUUUGCCUGACGAGUAUUUCAAGGAAACAAAGUUUCACACGCAUCUUUUAGCAGUGUUUUUCCUUGAGCUCUGUUCAGAAGUAUUGCCUUUUAAAGGCUGAUACACAAUCAGGGAAUAAACAGAUUGUCCCAGAAAAUGCAAAUACUAGUAGUUUUAAAAUGUAACCUGUUCAUGCUUACUUUCAAGCAAUAAUCUCCUAGCAACAGGUACCUGGUGUUUAAUAUAUUACAUCUUUAUUGUAGUGUCUCUUACAGAUAGGUACAAUUGUCAUAGCUCUAAUAGAAAGGUAUGUUUUAACAUAGGAUAGGUCUAAACUGCGUUGCUCUUUUGGAAUACCUUUAAAAGCGGGCGCACUAUUCUGGCGUCCCUGUAAUAGUUAAGGGAUUUGUCAGAAUAGUGCCUUAUUUUGAAAUUUGGCGCUGUGUAGACAGUGCAAAAUUUCAAAAUAAGCUCUUUCGAUUUAGAUUUGGAGUAAACUAUGCAAUUUUCAUAGCACAAAUUGUGUAGCUUAUUCUGACAGCAGGAUGCUGUCUAGACGUACCCAUAAUGUCAAAUGUUAACCAAGUGAACCUAAAACACUUUUACAAUAUUAAUCAAAGACCUAGAAGUUGUAUAUAGUCUGAAUGAGUUUUGCUUGCAUAAUAACUCCCAGAUUUGGCCCACUGUGUAUAUCUUUAAAAAUGGGUUAAUAUAUAUAAUUAAAUAAUUAUCUAAAAUACAAUAUGUGGUAUAGUGUUCAUUUGCAUAGAAACUGCAUUACUUUAAUAAAUAAGUAUAUUGGGCCCAUAUGAUAUCUUGCCACUUAUAAGUUUUUAUGCCUCAUAAGUGACAACAUUUUAAAACUGUUUUUCAUAUACUUGUGUGCAGUUUUGUGAGUUUUGUAACAUACUGUAAUUACUUGUGGGCAGGGUAGAAAUACAAGGACUGAUUGUAGGUGUAUAUAACGUGGACCCAAGAGUUGUAAAUUUGGGUGAAGUGAGAUUUUGAGAGAAAAAUACUGCCAUUUAUAUGGCUUUGUCUCAGAACAAAGAUAAAAUGGAAUAGUUGGAGGUUCUGGGCAGAAGCUCAACUGUGAAUCAAUGAGAGAAAAACAGAGGUUUUUUAGGUAAUAUUGUUUCCCUUAUUCUAAUAAAACUUCUUCAGCUGUUAAA